UGGGCUCUUCACGAUAAAUGGAACCUAGCUUGGGAUCCCUUGUCAGCUCCCAUUACCCUUCCUCCUACCAUGAUGGAAGAUCUGCAAUGGUGGUUGGACCAGGCCCAUAUGUCAGUGGGUGUCCCACUUCCUCCUCAUCAUUCCACAAUUACAACAACUGCAACUUUUCCCUCCAGUGCUUCUUCCUUUGUCUCCCUCCCUUCUUCAUCAACCUCAGUCACUGGUUCUACGUCCAGCCAUUCAUAUCAUUUGUCUUCAGGCCUGGCUUUUAACUGGUAAUUGAUGAGGAGAUCAGGUUCCUCCCAUUGAGUAGCUUUCCUUCUAGCUCAUUCCAUAUGUCCUUCUCAAUGGAGGUGUAUCAGUGAAAAUGGGAGUGUUUUGUAGUUGGCUUGCGACUCAGGGUUUCCAUGCUAACCAACCUACUGUGGCUCAAGUGGCAGAGCUCCUCACAUGGCUUUUUGUUCAGGAGUCUUCAGUCUCCUUGCCCUCGGGUUAACAGGCUACCUUAUCCUGCUACCGUCGAGUUUUUGCUUCCCCUUUCCUUACCAUGUUAAUGUGUUCCUUCUGGAUUCAUCAUCCCCCCCCCAGACAGCCUACUCUUGUGGACUGGAAUAUUAAUGUGGUCCUCCAUUCCCUCACUUUACAUCCAUUUGAAACACUUUCCUUGAGUUCCAUGUUUCCUUUAAAAUGUAUUUCCUUCUCCUCUUAGAUUGUACAUGAUGAAAGUCUAAUUUAUUUGCCAUUGAAAUUUCACAUACACUUUACCUAUCUUCUCCUUUAUCCAGAUCAUUCCUUCCUCCCAAAGACCUUGGCAGUUAGGGAGGGUAACUCCUCCUUUUUCGCUUCCUUCUAUUUGUAAUCUCUAUCCUUGUCCCAAUCUGAAUAGACUUCUCUGUCCAGUCUGUACUCUUCAUUGUUAUAUUGCCUGCACAGUAUCCUUUCAUGGUACCUGUUCCUGACUCUUUAUCCCUUGGCAGUCUUCCUCUGUUCGAGAUCUUUCCUCCUUCUACCCUCACUAGUUGGGGUUGACUUUUAAAUCGAUUGGCUUAUUCCUCCUGGAAUUUGUUUCAGGUGUCUUCUCAUCAGAUUUGACACCUCAUCUUUUCCCUUGCAUCUCAUCUUCAUCAGCCAUUGGAGGAAAUCCUAUAGUCGGGCAUGUGGACGACACCAAAUACUUUCGUUUCCCAUUAUUUACAUCAUAUCUUGGUUUGUUCUUCAUCUGGUUUUCGUCUUCCACCUGUGGCCAUUCUUCAGGCUUCAGUGGACUUUGACUGAAUGUAAAGGCCGACAUGAACAGCUGUGGUGGAAAUCAGUUUCUAAGUUUUCAUGAUUUAACACAAGAAGAUUCUCAUAUAAAAAUUAGGAAAUCUCAGAUGCCAAACAAUAGUGACAUGCUUAAUCAAAAUCAUCUAAAGCAGUAUGAUGUACCCUACGCUGGGGAGAAACCGUACAAUUGUGGGAUCUGUGGGAAAGGAUUUGUAAAAAAUCAUAACUUAAAAAUGCAUCAGAGAAUACACACUGGUGAAAAACCAUACAAUUGUUUUAUGUGUGGUAAAGAUUUUAGAACAAAGAGUGAAUUAAAAAUACAUCAGAGAACACAUACUGGGGAGAAACCAUUUAGUUGUGUUAUCUGUGGAAAAGAAUUUGGAAGAAAUACUGACCUAAAACUGCAUGAGAGAAUACACACUGGAGAGAAACCAUACAGCUGUAGCAUUUGCGGAAAAGAGUUUAGAAGUAAUAGUAACCUGAAAAUACAUCAGAAGAUACAUACUGGGGAGAAACCAUACAGUUGUUUAAUUUGUGGUAAAGAUUUUAGAAGAAACUGUAAACUAAAAAUACAUCAAAGAGUUCAUACUGGGGAGAAACCAUACAGUUGUGAUAUCUGUGGGAAACAAUUUGGAAGGAAUAGUAACCUGAAUAUACAUCAGAGGACACACACUGGGGAGAAACCAUACAGCUGUGUAGUGUGUGGUAAAGGAUUUGGAACAAAUAGUGAACUGAAAAAACAUGAUAUUAUACAUUCUGGGGAGAAACCAUAUUGUUGUGUAUUAUGUGGCAAAAAAUUUGGAAGAAGUUUUGAUCUUAAAAUACAUCAGAGAAUGCACACUGUGGAGAAACCAUAUAAUUGUGAAAUCUGUGGUAAAAAGUUCAAAAUAAAUAGUAAUUUAAAAAUACAUGAGAGAAUACAUGCUGGAGAAAAGCCAUAUUGUUGUGUAGUGUGUGGUAAAGAAUUUGUAAGUAAUAGUUAUCUAAGGAAACAUGAGAAGAUACACUCUAUGGAGAAACCAUACAGUUGUGCAGUGUGUGGCAAAGAAUUUCGAAGAAAUUGUAAACUAAAAAUACAUCAGAGAAUUCACACUGGGGAGAAACCAUACAAUUGUGCAAUCUGUGGCAAAGAAUUUGGAAGAAGUUGUAACCUAAAAAUACAUCAGAGAAUCCACACUGGUGAGAAACCAUACAGUUGUGUAGUGUGUGGCAAAGACUUUGGAACAAAUAGUGAACUAAAAAAACAUGAGAGGAUACACACUGGUGAGAAACCCUAUAGUUGUGUAGUGUGUGGCAAAAAAUUUGGAAGAAGCGGUGACCUAACAAUACAUCAGAGAGUUCAUACUGGAGAGAAACCAUACAGCUGUGAAAUCUGUGGAAAAGAAUUUGGAAUAAAUAGUAAUCUAAAAAUACACCAAAAAUUACACACUGGGGAGAAACCAUACAGUUGUUUAAUGUGUGGAAAAGAUUUUGUAAGUAAAAGUUACUUAAAAAAACAUGCACGAGUACACAGUAUGGAUAAACCAUACAGUUGUGUAGUGUGUGGCAAGAAAUUUCGAAGGAGUACUUACUUAAAAGACCAUGGAAGGAUACACACUGGGGAAAAACCAUAUGGUUGUAUAAUAUGUGGCAAAGAAUUUAUAAGUAACAGUAGCUUAAGAAAACAUGAAAAGACACACACCAGGGAAAGUUUAGAACUAGGAAUGUGGGAUAAAAAUAUUUUGUAGCAUAUUUUAAAAGUUUUAUCAGUAGAUGUAAGGAGAAACCCACAGUUGUGUAGUGUGGUUCAGAAAUUAGAAAUAAUAGCUGGUAAAACAACAUUACUGGUAGUGGUCUGAGUUAAAUUCAACCUUACUUGUGUCUUAUUUUUAGUGUAGAAACAGAGAACCAACAGCGUAAAUAAACUUGUUUUAGUUUUAGCUGAAGAAUUAAUGUAAACUAACUUGAUCUGAGAAUAAUACUUCUUUAAUUAAUUGUGACACACCUGGUUGUAGAUAGGUUUAGGAAUAGAUGCAAGUAAUUAAGGCUGGGCCUGUUUAGUGUAUAAUACAUCAUCCUCCAAGGUAGAGGGUGUGUGAGAAUCACAUUACUGGAAGCCUUAAAUUUUUUGCACUUCCAGAUUUAUUGCUAAUAAUAUAAAAACAAAUUUAGCUUGAAUAUUAAUAUCCAUAGAUUGGAAUAAAUUUUACUUAUGUAAAGUUGGCUUAUGUUUACUCGACAUUAAACCAUUUUAGGUCUGAUUGCAGGAUAUCGGCAGCUUGACACUCAAAGUUGUUUUUAAAGGAUCAUUACAUUUUAAAGAAAAUUGAUACUUCAUAAGAUAUGUUUGUCAGAGUUAUUGGUAAUUCAGAACUUAGAGGAUUUCCCUCGAAUAUUUCCAAGUUUAGUCAUAAAAAUUGUCAUACAGGUAUAUUAAAAAAUUAUAAGAAAAAAUGCAUUAAUUUUAGUGUUCAUACACGUAUUGACUUAGAGUAAUUGCCAAUAUCAAACACAUUUAUAUUUUGAUACAUGAAAUUGUAUUAAAUGGUACAUCAGAAGCAAAGAAAACUAAGCAACUUUUUCACAGUCUUAUACCAAAAAUAAAGAUUUGCUGGUGUAGUGUU
Molecule: messenger RNA, 3869 nt
Organism: Limulus polyphemus (Atlantic horseshoe crab)
Lineage: Eukaryota; Metazoa; Arthropoda; Merostomata; Xiphosura; Limulidae
Product: zinc finger protein 271-like
Exons: 2
Coding region: 1290-2993 (567 amino acids)
Biological process (GO): regulation of transcription by RNA polymerase II
Cellular component (GO): nucleus
Molecular function (GO): DNA-binding transcription activator activity, RNA polymerase II-specific; RNA polymerase II cis-regulatory region sequence-specific DNA binding
Source: RefSeq, a predicted model, not a curated record